AGCUAUUUUAUUUCGACUGCGGCUUCCGCUCAACUCACCAGAAUCAUGGAAGGAGAAACCGUAACAGAGACUGGGCCUCAGUUUGAUGCAUUCGAGCACCCCAAGGAAUUGGAAUUGCAAGUAGAAGAAGAAGGAGAUAACACUAAUGUCAACACUAAAGAGGCUGACAAUGAAGAAGAAGAGGAGGACGAAGAAGAGGAAGAAGAAGAAGAUGGAAACGGGGAGUAUAAAUUCCGAUUCGGAGCAGAAAUGGAUCCAUUGGCAUUCACUGAAGACGAUGCUUCUGGACUCCAGCCGUACCAACAAUUUGAGCGUCUCGAGCACCAAUAUGAAGCUUUGGCUGCCAAAAAGCGCAAAGCUCGUGCCCUUCUUCCACAUACCAGUGAGGUCCCAUCGAAGAAACUUAGGCUAGAAGACAGUCAAGUGGAUGGUCCUGGAGCAAGUUUUGACGAAAUAUUGGAAGCUAUGAAUUUUGGGAUGAGGAAAAGAUCAAGGAAG
Molecule: messenger RNA, 498 nt
Organism: Nicotiana tabacum (common tobacco)
Lineage: Eukaryota; Viridiplantae; Streptophyta; Magnoliopsida; Solanales; Solanaceae
Source: RefSeq, a predicted model, not a curated record